CCUCUGAGCGACGGAACCUUGUGUUUGCGAUUGGGAAUGCAGGCUGAUUAUGUGCUCAUAGGUGGCACAGGUGGCAUCGAGCCCGGACAGCUGGUCAGUGUUGCAGCGCUGAUGAUCUUCGCUGAGCCGAAGUCGGAUGCCAACUCUGCUCUCGCACAAGUAGGCAGACUUGACAGCAGCCACUAACAGCCUGAUAUGCAUAUGCGAGCUCCUACGGCAUGCUGCUGAGGAGCAACUCCGGCGAGCGCACGUGAGGAUGAGUUUCGCGAUGAUGUCGAUGACUCGUGAACUGUUCAAUGGCGAUGAGAGGACCAGCUCUCUGUCGAGCCCUUGCCAGGCCGACGUGUCAAGUGAGGCAUAGCCCGAGGCCAAGAAGAGCUUCUACAGCGCUUCCGGGGCCAGCACCCCAAGGCGUCAGAGUUGGCUACGUCUUUGCCGCACUCGCUGUGAUCGGCAUCUCAGCGACGGGCUACGGACUAUGGGACUACUUCUCAGCCUUCAGAGUCUGGCCCAAAGAGAUCAGGGGUGACCUGCGAUCUGCCCUGCGAUGUAAAGAGCGAGGCGAGCAGCGCAAGGCCGAGCAGUUCUUCCAGCGAGCUUUGACCAAUGCAGAGGCAUUGCUCUACAGCGGCAAUGCAGAGCUUGGUGCGCCCCUAUCCGCACAGCUCAAGGUCAGCGGGAUCGCAAUCGCACUGGCCGCUCUGCUAGAGGAGCAAGCCAAGCUCGAGCCGGCACUUGAGAUCUACGAGCAUGCAUUCGAGCAAGUCAGAAAUUUCUCGUCCGCUACCAACGAGGUCGGCUCAGAACUGAGCAUGCGCGGCAUAGCAUUGGCACAGAAGAUCGGAGAGAUCUCGCAGCGAUUGGGCGGCGAGGAUCACAUGAUGCGCGCCGAAAAGAUGCUCUCCUGGUCCUUGGAGGAGAUGCUUCGAGCAAGCGCGGCAGAUCAGCAGAGACAGAGCAAAGGCUCAGGCGCUCUCAAUGAGACGCCGGAUGAAACGAGCAUAAUGGCCAGCGAACUCGUACUGCCCGGUUGGAUCACCCAAGCCAACCUAGGCGCCAGCAUGGAGAAUUUGGGCGCGUUGUAUGCGAGCAAAGGACAGGCAGAAUAUGCAUUACAGCUUUAUAUACAAGCGCUCGGUAUCAUCAUGAAAUCCCCAGAUCCUGCCAAGCGGACCCCGCCACCGAUACAGGACCGCUGUCACGGCGCAACCAUCAUGAACAACAUAUCAUCGACGAUUGUCGCAUCGUCAGCCGACGACAGGAUAAAGAGUGCCUCUUCCUGGGCCAACAAGGCACUCGAGAUUGCUCGCCACACCGAGACAGCGUCUGUGGAUGCACAGAGAGAAGCAGAAGCGGGCGAGUGUAAGGGCGUCAUUGCUGUCGCUCUUUACAACCUUGGCAUGAUCUCAGAGCUCGAUGGCAACACGCAAAACGCAAUCAAGCUCUUCCGCGAAGCGCGAGAGCAAGCGCGUCUCAUCAAGCUGCCCGAGGGCGUCCGCCACGCCAAUGACGCUCUCCGUCGGUUGAGUGCCUCGUGAUAGCUCUGUCACGCGGCAGGCAUGACGUAAUCUGCAUCACAUACAAAGUCUACUCGUCCAGUGCGCCA
This is a messenger RNA of Mixia osmundae IAM 14324, 1606 nucleotides long. RefSeq lists its product as uncharacterized. The record is from RefSeq and is a predicted model, not a curated record. The transcript has 3 exons. NCBI's taxonomy places the organism in Eukaryota, Fungi, Basidiomycota, Mixiomycetes, Mixiales, Mixiaceae. Gene Ontology annotation, molecular function: protein binding. Bases 297 to 1538 code for a protein of 413 amino acids.